Messenger RNA from Paramacrobiotus metropolitanus, 2446 nucleotides. RefSeq lists its product as uncharacterized. Bases 83 to 1867 code for a protein of 594 amino acids. Lineage: Eukaryota; Metazoa; Tardigrada; Eutardigrada; Parachela; Macrobiotidae. The record is from RefSeq and is a predicted model, not a curated record. The transcript is spliced from 2 exons.
CGACUUUUACCGCCGUCUAUCUUUUUGGCGCCGUUUUGAGCUGUGCACAAAAAACCAUUAGCAGUCACGCUCCGCGUACGCAAUGGAAUCUUUACAGCAACAACUUGAUAUUACAUUCACUCGGAAUGCACUACGUGACAUCUGUAGAAGUUUCAAUAUAACAAUCGCUUUAAAAAACACGAAGGCCGGAAUGAUAAGCGCGCUCUCCGCUUAUAUGUACGUGAACCACAUUACUGUGGAUCAGCUCCAGCGCUCCCAGUCCCCUACUGACGAUGAGUCAGUCGCGCCGGCUGAGCACACUGUGCACAGCAACGCCGCACCGACCACACGUUCUCACACUCAGAGGGACAGUCUAUCAAAGCAGGCCACUACAGCGCGUACUGAAGGCGCUCAAUGCAGGUUCCAAACGCUCAGUGCAGCAGGGAGCACACAAGCCAGCACACAUGCUGCAGAGCCGGUAGCGCGCAUUGCUUUGGCACAAUCAGCUGACAGAGAACUUAAUCACAUGAGUCGUUGUGAAAGCACUUCUAACGGCUCUGCUGCUGACAAUAACGGCGGCGCGUACCAUCAUCGUGCUGUUUACGAGUAUCACAGUAAAUCGGAUGACCGCCGGUCAGAUAAUGCGCACCAGAAUCGUUCUUACCGUGAAUAUUACAGUAGUUUCAGUGACUCAAAUGGUUCCCGGUCACCCAAUUUACACCGCUAUCGCGCACGACACCGUUCAUACUCUCGUGAUAGCACUUGUAGUGACGAAUAUUAUAGUACACAUUUCCGGGAACGCAACCGUUAUUCGCCUGAAAGUGAACGUAGUUACGAAUGUUAUCGCAAACCGCACCGUCGAUACUCGCCCGCCCGUGACCACACAAAAUACUGCAAUCGCGAAAAGUGUAAUGUGGACAAGUUAAUACAUCCAAGGUAUAUCGACUUUGAAAGCUACAGAUUAGACAACGGAAAAUUAUUUUGUCCAAAGUGUCUUGAUAUCUUUCAUUCGUACGGAGAAUGCACAAACUAUAGUUGCGAUGACAAAUACACUAUACCGCGUUUAUGCCCAAAUGACGUUAGAGUUGCAGUUCAGGAAGAAUACGAUAACUACAUACACUACAUGCUUGAGCGAAAAGGAAUGUCGUUCUUGUUUAGCAGUCAACGGAAAAGAAUGGGAAGCUACAGGAAAGGCGGCCCGUAUGGCUAUAACUAUGUACCUCCCGUAUUCUAUAGCCUCUCUGAAGAUAAGUUGUACAGUCGUCGCUCAGAUGACCCGGCAUCUCGAUGCAAGGAAAUAUUAACUAAGCAACGGGAAGAAAUGCACACACCCGAUAUUUUAAAACCACGCACACCAUACAUCAACACUGCAGGCACUGCAAAAUUAAAUGAUGCCGUCUUGAAUGCGACUUCUCGGGAAAUAGCGAAUACCAUUCCGCAAAAACUCGACUUAUGUGAAACAUUGCUGAAUGAAAUUUCCGGUGAUUUGACAGCACCGACAUCACCGUCUAUCGCAGAGAAGGAGCACCCAUCUCAGUCAGUGAACAAUUCCGUAAUGCAGAGAGUACCUCAAAUUAACUUUUUGCCGUCAACGCUGUUGAAACAAAAAUUAAAUGAAAUGAUUUCUAUCGUACAAAGUAUUCGGCCAAUUCUAUUGUCAAUUCUAUUGAUGCCACACUGGAGUAUAUUCGCAAUUCUCCAUUCUAUCAGACGUUGUUUACCAGCCCGCAUUUGCUCAACAUACCUACUGGUAUAUUACCAUUUCGCGACUCUGCUCCUCCAUCCCCACGACGCCGGACGAAUGCGGAAAAUUUUCGGAUACCGUAACUGUAAGGGAUGCCUAACUACAAGGAAACGGACGUUUACCGGAUGCCUUAGUCAACCGUGAGGGAACCAAAUCAGCGUAUCCGACGAAUUGGAGUACAAACUGGACUACUACGACAGUCUCCCUUGACCUGACCUGCCGGAAUCACUGCCGUCAUCACCUUUAACAGUACACACCGUACCGUGGCGCCGCACCAGUCCCUACCCCCUCCGGACACGCCAUGCAAGCACAGCCAGUAUUUAACCGCAUUUAACCUUUUUCAGUUUCCUUCUUAAUUUCUUUUCCUUUGUAUUGUCUUGAUGAGACAGGUAUAUCUCAUCGCUACCGUGAGGGAUGUAGCGAUAGAAGUUGUACAACCCAUAAGACCACCCAGUUAUGACUCAUCAUGACGUUAUGAAUUCUCUUUAUUUUACCGGCUAGCUGUUCUUCUUCACAAUUUCUAGAAUUCAUUCUUGCCUUAGCUUGCUACAGCUUGCACCAGCUUGAUCAGCUUGUUCCGCUUGUUAAACUCUUGCCUAAACCUUGCUCCCUGUUUUGCAUUGUUCUUGUCAUUAAACAUGCCGUGAACAUCCGUUGUUACGAUCAGUAAUUGUGUUACGUCAGUAAGAGCGUCCACGACCGCGCCGUUGCCGGUCGUGCCAA